AUGCCCGGUAGCCACCACGGCGAAGAUGCCGAAGAGGAGGAACAGGUCCAGGUUGGCCGGGGGAGGAUCAGGCUGCAGGGCCACUUUUGUGGUGUCGCUGUCACAGCUUCGCACCGGCUUGAGCUGGCCAUCCCAGUGGAGGAGGAGGUGGAUAUCAACGUGCUUUUGCCCUUGCUGAACGGCUUCAAGGAUAGCCGCAAGGCGAAGGAGCCUCCGGAAGCGGAUGGCUCUCCCACGAACUCCAAGUUUGAUUCCAGCCUUUGGUCGACCCUGGAGGAGCUCCUGGAGAUCGACCGCAAGGGCAUCGAGGAGGAGGGCGACCAGGUCAUGGAGGAGAUGAUGGGGAGCUUUGAGCCCGGAUGGAGAGAAGCCUUUACGCGGGGCGAGACCUUUAUGCGCGGCGAGACCUUUGUGCGGGGAGUCUCACGCCGCAGCAGUGAUGCAACUGCAUCAGAGUCGGAGCUGGCCGCCAAGCUGCGGGAGGAGGAGAGAGAGCUGCGGGUCACCAAAGCUCACGAGAGGGCACUGGAGGUUGACUUCCAGGCGAAGGCCAGAUGGGAGUGCUAA
Molecule: messenger RNA, 567 nt
Organism: Effrenium voratum
Lineage: Eukaryota; Dinophyceae; Suessiales; Symbiodiniaceae
Source: the annotation of a GenBank genome assembly